GCUGGGCUGGGCACUCUGGGAGUUUGGGCCUGGUCCUGUUGCCUGGCGACUGGGCCGCCUAAUCCCCCGGGCGCUCACUUUGGGGCUUGGUCUUCAUGCGAAGGAUUCGGUUUUGGUGCGUUCCGCUCACGCUAUCGGCUCCCGGUGCCAGUGCAGGCCCAGGCUUCCAGCGGCUCUCACCUGCUGGUUGGCCGCUGCUGACUGCUCCCAACCUGGGCCUAGGGGUGAGGGCUGCCCGCGGCAUCAGGGAGAGAACCAUGCCGAAAAACUCGACAGAAAGCCGAAUGCAUAAGAUGAAAGUGAAGAAUGCUGCAAAACUAGCACUGGCACCUCAGGGACCUGUGAAAUUUGAUAAGGAUGGUUCUGUUUUGGUUGCUAUUCACGCCAAACCUGGAGCCAAACAAAAUGCUGUAACAGAUGUGUCGGAAGAAGCAGUUGGCGUGGCCAUCGCAGCCCCCCCAUCUGAUGGGGAGGCGAAUGCAGAACUGGUUCGCUAUCUGGCCAAGGUGCUCGAAUUGAAGAGAAGUGAAGUUGUCCUGGACAAGGGUUACAGAUCGCGUGAGAAGGUGGUGAAGAUUCUGGCUCCAUUAACCCCGGAAGAGGUACAAGAAAGACUCAAAACCACAGCUGCCACAAACUAGUGCAAAAAGCUUGGGGCAGGAGGAGCAACCUUGCUAAUGCCCUUGAUAACAGAAUAUUACAUUAAAACUUCAGUGUUUAAUGGAAGUGUACAUGAGAUUACUGUGGACAGUGUGUCUCAUCAGUCAUUGCAUUCAAAGAAUCUUGGAAGCUCUCACACGAUCCAUCAAAUUCAGGUGUCAAACUAUCCAGGUUCAACUGAUUUUUGUCAGUUUAUAUUUGGGACUACAUGGAUUGGGACCUGCUCCUGACUCUAUAUUAAUUCCUGCAUUGCUAAGGGUUAUCCUGUGUGAAAAUUCAUCCACAAGGACCUCAAUUCUGUCUGCAUUGCAUAAUUUUUAAAAAUGUGUUAUGGUCAACAAUGGGUUGAGAUAUUCUGUCCCAGGAUUGAAUUCUUAGCCUGUGACCCUUUGUGCCUGAUUUGCUGGUUCAGCUGCAUGUUAAAGAUCCCAUGGCAGUAUAAGAAGAGCAGAGAGUUCUCUCCUCGCCAAUAUUCCGUUCUCAACUAAUUCUCCCAACAAAAGAUUAACAGCCUGAUGAUCACAUGGACAUUUGUGGGAGAUUGUUGCUGCAGAAUGACAAUGAGUGUUUCUUCAUAGCAAGCUACUGCACUUCAGUCAUCUGUUGUAGCCUUUAAAUGUGAUAAUGCAUUGUAUAAGUUCAAGUAUUUUGCGCCAUGAGCAUUGAUGUGUUGGGGAAUUGAGUGGGCUCAGCUAAUUAGAGAACAGAACUAUAGGAUUCAUUGAGAAAGUGCUCAGCCUCAGGCAGCCAUGCGAGGGGAACCAAUCACAAGAUUUGGCUCAAUUAGAAAUAGGUUGAAAUUGCAGGAUUAUCUUGGGACUGUUGAAAUUUACUUAAUCAUGUCAUGACCUGGUGAAUAUGAAUACAGUAAAAUCCCACCACUUGCGAGUCCCUCUUUUGUAAAUUCUCUCAUCCGCACAAAAGUCUUUGUACGCAGAUUGCCCGUUGCAGACCCAAAUGUUCGCUAAUCUGCGGUUUUAAAAAUAAAAAAAAAUAGAAGCCAACUUUAGAAAAUGCCAGCAAAAAGAAAAAAACCCUAAAUGUAGUUUUAAAAAAAAGGCGACCAUGACAGAUUUCCUGUAGCAGAAAUUGUGCACUGCCAGUGUGCUGCCUGCUGUUGUCUGCAUGUGGGUGUUCCUUGUUGCUGCGAUUUAAUUCCUGAUCAGUCCACCCCCACUUUCAAGUACUGUAAGUGUGACAAAUUUUACAUUGUUACCUGAAGAAGAGUAAUAUGGACUUGAAACAUUAACUCUGUUUCUCGCUCCACAAAUGCUGUCAGACCUAAGUUUUUCCAUCAUUUUCUGUUUUUAUUUCAGAUUUCCAGCAUCUGCUUUUAUUUACAUUGUUCUCGUUUUAUUUUAUUAAACAAUUUCCCCAAUAAAUCUCUCUUUAAAUUAAUUAAGAGCAUGAUUUUUAUUGCCUCUGAUCCCUUAUACAUGCCUGAACAACCACUGAGGUUUGAGAGUUGGUCAGUCAUUAUUGGUGCACAGUUCAAUUUCAUCAGUGCAGUUUAAAAAUAUCUGGCUGUUGUUUUUGUAAUUUCACGUUCUUCCCCAUGAGAAUAUUGAGAGACAUUGGAAGGAUUUGGAGGUUGGUUAACUGUAUGACCUGAAUGUUCCCUCCAUGGCCAUGACCAUUUUUACACCACUGAUGGGGCUUUGUGGGUUGUCCAUCAGAAUAAUCAAUAUCAGCAACAAAAAGUAUACCCUUGCCUCAGUUGUUGAGAGCUGUGAUGUUGUGGUCUGAUUUGCUGCACCAGAUACAGAGGAAACCAGAGAGGGGUUGAAGAGCAGUGGAUGUACGAAGCAACAUAGAGACUCGUAAUGUAUCAGAACAGCUGCAGGCAAAGGUCACCCUUGGGUUAGUAACAGACAACAAAUGAACCAGUUAAUCUCACUGUAAUGUAUGACAAAAUGGAAAUAAAUUUUUGACUUUUGCCUGAA
Molecule: messenger RNA, 2603 nt
Organism: Carcharodon carcharias (great white shark)
Lineage: Eukaryota; Metazoa; Chordata; Chondrichthyes; Lamniformes; Lamnidae
Gene: c26h15orf40
Product: chromosome 26 C15orf40 homolog
Exons: 4
Coding region: 96-641 (181 amino acids)
Cellular component (GO): cytoplasm
Source: RefSeq, a predicted model, not a curated record